AUGGUGGUGAAGAAGGGAGUGAGGGCUCGGAUGACGCGCGCGUCAGCCGAUUGGGGGGGGCCAAGCUCAGGCAGCGGCUCCGGCCAGCCUACACCGGCUGGGGUACCCAUAUUAGCCUCAGCGAUGCGCCUAGAAAUAGAUAAGAGUAUCUGUCAAGACAACUACGCCCUGAUUAGUUGGUUUGUAUCCAAAUUGGACCAAACGGUAUCUGUGCCAAUACCUACUCUACACAAGAUGAGAGUCAUUCAUGAUCAACAGCCAGAACGACGCAUGCCACUGGUGGAUGCGGAACUCAGACGACGAUAUGAUUUAGCUAUCAACGAUUGUGGAGACGAUGAGGAAGAUGAUCUCAUUCAGAUAAGUCAAUACACUAGUGAGUCGGAGCUCAUGCGUUCACGCUUAGAUGACCAGAUAAAUGAACCACCUCUUGAUAAAACUACUAAAGACUUCAGAAUUUCCUAA
Messenger RNA from Sphaeroforma arctica JP610, 462 nucleotides. RefSeq lists its product as hypothetical. Lineage: Eukaryota; Ichthyosporea; Ichthyophonida. The coding region runs from base 1 to 462 and encodes 153 amino acids. The record is from RefSeq and is a predicted model, not a curated record. The transcript has a single exon.